Hirsutella rhossiliensis is the source of this 2565-nucleotide messenger RNA. RefSeq names its product reverse transcriptase (RNA-dependent DNA polymerase) domain-containing protein. Gene Ontology annotation, biological process: DNA integration. Bases 1 to 2565 code for a protein of 854 amino acids. Lineage: Eukaryota; Fungi; Ascomycota; Sordariomycetes; Hypocreales; Ophiocordycipitaceae. The record is from RefSeq and is a predicted model, not a curated record. Gene Ontology annotation, molecular function: nucleic acid binding. The transcript is spliced from 6 exons.
AUGGUUCCAGCGGAAGUGUUGAACGAGUUCCGCCACCUGUUUUCACCAGAGGAGGCCAUGAAGCUGCCGCCACACCGGCCAGGUGUGGACCACGAGGUAAACUUGCAGCCUGACAAGAAUGGGAACGAGCCGCCCCUGCCCUGGGGACCGCUUUACAACAUGUCACGCGAAGAGUUCUCAGCGGCUGCCGCGCCGGUGCUGUUCCGCGACCGAUAUCCACUGCCCCUCAUCGCGGAGACCCUACAGAAUCUGGCCAAGGCUAAGUGGUUUACCAAGUUGGACGUGGUGGCCGCCUUCCAUAAGAUCCGCAUGGCUCCGGGACAUGAGGGAAAGACCGCAUUUCGCACGAGGUUUGGGCUCUACGAGUGGCUCGUGUGCCCUUUCGGCCUGAGCGGCGCCCCGGCAUCAUUCCAACGAUACAUGAACAGUGUGUUGCGCGAGUGGCUGGACGACUUUGUCACAGCAUACCUGGAUGAUGUGCUGAUCUACUCGAGUGGUUCGAAGGCGGAUCAUGAGGCUAAGGUGCGACGAGUUCUCCAAGCACUCGCCGACGCUGGGCUGCAUCUAGACCCAGCGAAGUGCGAGUUUUCGGUACAAGAGGUCAAAUACCUUGGGUUCAUCGUCAACGCAGGGAAAGGAAUCGCCUGCGACCCCGAGAAGCAGCGUGCCAUCCGCGAAUGGGAGGCCCCGACCACGGUGAAGGGUGUCAGAAGCUUUCUGGGCUUCGCCAACUAUUACCGGAUCUUCAUUCCCGACUAUGCCAAGAUCACGCAGUCUCUAGACGCCCUGCUUAAGAAAGGAACUGUCUUUCUUUGGGGACGGUCGGAGAGCGAGGCGUUUCAGGAACUGAAGCGACGAUUUUGCGAGUCGCCUGUGCUCAAGCAGUGGGACCCGAGUCUCCCGACCUUCUUAGAGACGGAUUGCUCGGGCUACGCAUUGGGGGGCGUCCUGUCCCAGGAAGGCCCAGAUGGGCGCCGACACGCAUGCGCCUUCUUUUCGAAGCGACUUUCGCCAGCGGAGUACAACUACCCCAUUCACGACAAGGAGAUGCUUGCCAUCAUGAGAUGCCUCGACAACUGGAGCGCUGAGCUCAGGAGCUGCGGCCCAUUCACCAUCCUGACAGAUCACCGCAACUUGGAGUAUUUUAUGACGCGCCAAAAGCUCACGGAACGGCAAAGUCGAUGGGCUGGUGAAUUGUCUCAAUUCGACUUCAAGCUCGAGUAUCGACCCGGAUGCCAGGCCGUUGUGCCAGAUGCGCUGUCGCGCCGCGAGCAAGACAAGCCUCAAGGCAUCGACGACGAUCGCGAGCAAGGAAGGAUCAUUCAGCUGAUACCAGACAGCGCGAUCCCUACGUCGACAAGGACACGCAUCAACGCAACCGGCCCAGACGGCUCGGAAGCAGCCGUGUUGCCGGAGAUGAAGGUCUUCGAAGAAGCAAGCUUUCAACAGCUCUGGAACGAGACAGUAGAGAAGGAUUCGAUAUUCCAGGCGGCUUACAAGGCGGUACAAGACCAUGAACGUGUUUUCCCUCCUGCGCUGGGCUUGAAGGUCCAGAUAUCGGAGUGUGCCAUCGACGCAGGUAAGAGGCUGACAUUCAGAGACCGCAUCUGGUCGCAUGACUCUGUUGCGACCGGUCAUCCCGGUAGGGAAGGCACGCUGGCCAUUGUGGCACGCCGCUUCUACUGGCCCGGGCAGUCCCAGAUCGUUCGCCGGUUUGUGGCCAAUUGCGACACCUGCGGCCGAGCACACAUCUGGCGCCAGUCAAAAAGAGGAUUUCUCAAACCUUUGUCAAUUCCAGAUCGACCACGGAGCCACUUGUCCAUGGACUUCAUCACAGACCUGCCGCCUACCGGACUAAGCAAGGCAAAGUACCUUUGGGUGAUCGUGGACAGAUUGACGAAAGCCGUGACUCUAGAGUGUCAUUAUAGGUUCCACGGGAUGCCACGGUCAAUUGUCAGCGACCGCGGAAGCAACUGGUUGAGCCGAUUUUGGAAGAGAUUCUGCCAACUGGCGGGUAUAUCGCAGCGGCUCAGCACGGCGUAUCAUCCGCAGACCGAUGGGGGACCAGAGAGGAUGAACCAGGAGAUCGAGGCCUACUUGAGAGCCUACGUGUCAUACGUACAGGACGAUUGGGGAGAGCUCCUACCCGCCGCACAACUGGCUCUCAACAACCGCGAGUCGGCGGCGACCAAGAUCAGCCCCUUUUUCGCUGAGCAUGGUUAUCACGUCGAUCCCAUAAGCGUUCAAGAAUCGGAAGAGGCACCUAGGGAUCGAGAAGAGGGAAAGGCAGAUAGCCUACUCAGUCGCCUGCAGGAGGUCAACGAGUACAUGCAAGCAGUGAUGGCCGCCUCGCAGCAACAGCAAGAGGAGGCUGCCAACAAAAAGCGACAGCCUGCGGAGCGUUUUGAAGUUGGCGACAAGGUGUGGCUCUCGAUGGCAAACUACAGAUCGCCACGGCCGUUUCGCACGUCGUCGAGCUUGACGUACCUGGCUCGAUCCACCCCCGUUUCCACGUCGACCUCCUCCGGCGAGCCCACCAAGACCCUGCACCUGGCCAAAAGGUAG